This is a messenger RNA of Didymodactylos carnosus, 615 nucleotides long. NCBI's taxonomy places the organism in Eukaryota, Metazoa, Rotifera, Eurotatoria, Philodinida, Philodinidae. The record is from the annotation of a GenBank genome assembly.
AUGCCAAAUUAUAAACUUUAUUAUUUCGAUGGACGUGGUCGUGGUGAAUUUUCACGACUAAUCUUUGCUGCCGCUGAUCAACAAUUUGAGGAUGUUCGUUAUCCACAGACCGAGUGGCCAAGUCAUAAACAAGAAAUGCCAUUAGGACAAAUGCCAGUUUUGGAAGUUGACGGGAUCAAAAUUCCACAAUCCUUCACGAUAGCACGUUUUCUUGCCAAGCAAUUUAAUCUAGCUGGUAAAGAUAAUUUGGAACAGGCAAAAGCCGACGCUACUGUUGAUACUAUCGCAGAUUUAAUGGCAAAAUUGUCGCCGUUGAUGUAUGACAAAGAUGAAGUAAGAAAACAACAAGGUAUAAAAAAGUUUCAAGAAGAAGAGUUACCAAAACAUUUACAAAAUUUGGAAAAAUUAGCGAAAUUAUAUGGAAAUGGAGCGUUCUUCGUCGGAGGCUCACUAACGUGGGCUGAUCUAGUGUUUUAUGAAAUUAGCAACAGUUUGUUAAAACUUGAUCCAAAUGUUUUAAAAGAUUAUCAACAAUUGUUAAAAACUCGUCAAGAAGUCGAAAAACAUCCGAAAGUGUCAGCAUAUUUAAAAUCUCGUCCAGAGUCACAGUUUUAA